Tupaia belangeri chinensis (Chinese tree shrew) is the source of this 1181-nucleotide messenger RNA. RefSeq names its product NUBP iron-sulfur cluster assembly factor 2, cytosolic (gene NUBP2). NCBI's taxonomy places the organism in Eukaryota, Metazoa, Chordata, Mammalia, Scandentia, Tupaiidae. Gene Ontology annotation, molecular function: ATP binding; ATP-dependent FeS chaperone activity; iron-sulfur cluster binding. Gene Ontology annotation, cellular component: cytosol. The transcript is spliced from 6 exons. Gene Ontology annotation, biological process: iron-sulfur cluster assembly. The record is from RefSeq and is a predicted model, not a curated record. The coding region runs from base 165 to 800 and encodes 211 amino acids.
GACCUGGAAACCUGGCCGGCGUCCAGCACAUCCUCCUCGUCCUCUCGGGGAAGGGAGGCGUUGGGAAGAGCACCCUCUGCACCGAGCUGGCUCUGGCCCUGCGCCACGCGGGCAAGAAGGUGGGAAUCCUCGACGUGGACCUGUGUGGGCCCAGCAUCCCCCACAUGCUGCGGGCGCAGGGCAGGCCCGUGCACCAGUGUGACAGCGGCUGGGUGCCCGUGUUCCUGGACCAGGAGCAGAGCAUCGCCCUCAUGUCUGUGGGCUUCCUGCUGGAGCGGCCAGACGACGCUGUGGUGUGGAGGGGCCCCAAGAAGAGAGCACUCAUCAAGCAGUUUGUGUCCGACGUGGCCUGGGGGGAGCUGGACUACCUGGUCGUGGACACGCCCCCGGGGACCUCUGACGAGCACAUCGCGGCUGUGGAGGCCCUGCGCCCCUACAGGCCCCUAGGAGCCCUGGUGGUCACCACCCCGCAGGCGGUGUGUGUGGCUGACGUGCGGCGGGAGCUGACCUUCUGCAGGAAGACAGGGCUGCAGGUGGUCGGGGUCGUGGAGAACAUGAGCGGCUUUGCCUGCCCGCACUGCGCGGAGUGCACCAACGUCUUCUCCAGGGGCGGUGGGGAGGAGCUGGCCCGGCACUCCGGCGUCCCCUUCUUGGGUGCUGUGCCCCUGGACCCCGCACUCACGAGGAGCCUGGAGGAGGGCCGUGACUUCAUCCGGGAGUUCCCCCAGAGCGCUGCGUUCCCUGUGCUCACCUCCAUUGCCCAGAAGAUUCUAGACAGCACGCCUGCCCCGCCCCCCUGACCGAGGCCAGUGUGCAGCUGCCUGCUGCCACGUGGGCCCCGGGUCCUCAGCCCCGCCCUGGGUCGCUGGUGGCACCCCAGCUGGACCUGCUGAGCCCGGCUUUGCCUGGUGCCGUGGCCCUGGGCUCACCUUGGCGCGUGGCCUUGGGGUGGCAGCGGUCUGUGUCCCUGAUGGCCAGCCGCCACUGAGCGCCAAGGCCACGCCGCUUACACAGUGCAUUCACUCAGCGGUGGGAGAGGAGCCGCCUGCAGCCUGGGGUCAUUGAGUAGUUGGGUAGUUGCCCUGCUCGGGGGCAGCCCAGGGGGUGGCAGGCUGACCUCAGGCACGUCUUGUAACUUUUGAGGAAGUACCAUUAAAUGGGCCCACGGCGCCCCAAGUCUC